AUGGUUUAUGUGCUCGGCGACGACUUCAUCCCCGAGUUUCGUUUAUGGCCUUCGAAUUACCAUAAUGUGAUACCCGUUGCCGUAAUGGGCAUUGUUUCCGCACUUUACGACUCAAGUUCGCAGCGAGAUGAACAGCUGGCGUGCUGGCGACUAAUGUUACGUCUGUGUCGCAGGGUACUGAAGCGGAAUCGAAUCACACACAUCGAGGACCGCGCCUUCGUCAACACGCCCUCCAUACGUGUCCUACGGCUAGAAGAAAACCUGCUGACCGUGGUGCCAGUGGCCGUGCAGCACCUCCCACUGCUGGAAGACCUGUCUGUGGCGAGCAACCGUGUGGAGUCUGUGGAGGAGGGCACGCUGCAGCCGUGCAGGCGACUGGCGCGGCUCGAGCUGCGCGCCAACCCGCUGUCCAGGCUCCACCACCGCGCCCUCGAGCACCUCCCCUACCUCACUACCCUCGUGCUGUCGGAGUCCCGCAGUCUGCGCGAGCUGCCGUCUCUCAACGGGUCGUGGCGCGUGCGCACGCUGCGUGCCGACCGCGCUCGCCUCACACACCUACCCCACGAUCUCUGCAACCACGUGCCGCAGCUGCGCGCCCUGGACCUGAAGGCGAACCAGCUGGAGCACGUGCCCGACCUGCACAACUGCACAGAACUGAGAGUACUGGAGCUAUCAGACAAUGCAGUGAGGACGCUCGGCGGCGGCGCGCUGCGCGGGCUGUCGCGGCUGCACGACCUGCUGCUGCCCAGGAACAGGCUACGGCGCCUGCCCCGGGAUGCCUUCCUGCACACGCCGCGGCUGCAGCUGCUGAACCUUGAAGAGAAUCAAAUAGAACACAUCGAUAUGGAGGCAUUCGUGCCGAUCUCCAGACUGGAGGACUUGAACGUGGGCAACAACGUGUUCCCGUGGCUGCCGGCCAGCGGGCUGCAGCGGCUGCUGCACCUCAAGGCCCACAACAACCCCAACCUGAGGCACUUCCACCCCCCGGAGCUGUUCCCCAACAUACAGACGUUGGUGCUGUCGUACGCGUACCACUGCUGCGAGUUCAUGCCGCUGAUGCAGGAGAGCGGCGAGCUUCCCGAGGAGGAGGGCCUCAGCGACUUCGUGCUGGUGCCGCCGCACCAUGUGGACCUCGCCGCCUGGGCCAACGUCACCGACAUCUGGCCGCACUACAUGAACGCAAGCGACGCGCGAGUCCGCGCGGCGUUGGCGAGCUUGGCUGCGAGCGGCGGAGCGGCGUGGGGAGUGGGGGGCGCGGGGGGUGCGGGGGGCACGCGCGGCGCCGGCGACGUGCGCGCCUCCGAGCUGCGCGGGGAAAUCCCGCGCCGCGUGCAGUGCAUGCCGCUACCCGGUCCUUUUCUGCCGUGCGUCGAUUUAUUCGACUGGUGGACUCUGCGGUGCGGUGUGUGGGCGGUGUUCCUGCUGGCGCUGCUCGGUAACGGCACUGUGGUGUUCGUGCUGGUGUGCAGCCGCAGCCGCAUCGACGUGCCACGCUUCCUCGUCACUAAUCUCGCCGCCGCGGACUUCUUUAUGGGGAUAUACCUCGGUUUCUUGGCAGUGGUCGAUGCCGGCACGCUGGGCGAAUUUAGAACGCACGCUAUCACAUGGCAAAUGUCAGGAGGCUGCCGCUUGGCUGGCUUUCUGGGCGUGCUGUCGUCUGAACUAUCGGUGUACACGCUCGCCGUGAUCACGCUCGAACGCAACUACGCCAUCACGCACGCGAUGCAUCUCAACAAACGACUGUCGCUGCGACACGCGGCCGUCGUCAUGGCCGUCGGCUGGGCGUUCUCGCUGGUCGCCGCCGCGCUGCCUCUGUUCGGCGUCUCCGAUUAUCGCAAGUUCGCCGUGUGUCUGCCCUUCGAGACCAGUACGCCCGCGUCGCUGGGCUACGUCGUGGCGUUGCUCGUGAUCAACGGCGUCGCCUUCCUCGUCCUGCUGGGUUGUUAUCUCAAGAUGUAUUGCGCCAUUCGGGGCUCGCAGGCCUGGAACUCCAACGAUUCGCGGAUCGCCAAGCGGAUGGCGCUGCUCGUGUUCACCGACUUCCUGUGCUGGUCGCCGAUCGCCUUCUUCGCGCUCACGGCCGCCUUCGGCGCGCAACUGGUCUCCCUCGAGGAGGCGAAGGUGUUCACCGUCUUCGUGCUGCCGCUCAACUCGUGCUGCAACCCGUUCCUGUACGCGAUCCUCACGAAGCAAUUCAAGAAGGACUGCGCGCUCGUGUGCAAGGCCAUCGAGGAGUCGCGGGUGACGCGCGGCAUCGGGCGCUGCCGGCACUCGUCCAACUUCAGCAACCGGCAGACGCCCGCCAACACCAACAGCCUGGCGGAGCGGUCGUCGCGCGGGCAGCACGGCGCGGCGUGCGCGUGCCGGCGGCUGCUGCCCGGCGCGGGCCCGGCGCCGGCGCCGCGCCGCUCGCUGCUGCGCUGGCUGCGCGCGUGCCGCCGCGCCGCGCCCGCGCCCGCGCCCGCGCCGCGCCCGCCCGCCGCCGCGCCGGCGCGCGCCGGCUCCGUGUCCUCGUCCGUCGAGUUCUCGUCGUCGCGCUCCGACUCGUGGCGCGCGUACGGCCGCGCGCCGGCGCCGCCGCGCCGCGCCGCCUCCUGGCUGGUCGCGCGCAAGACGUCGCAGGACUCGAACCUGUCCUCGUCGCGCAACGACUCGUCGGGCUCGAACGCGACGGCGUCGACGGGCACGUGGCGCACGUCCCGGUCGGGCGGCAGCGCGGGGGGCGCGGCCAGGCCCCGCCUCACGCGGCAGCCGGCCGUGUCGGCGGAGGAGCCGCCCGGGUCGCCGGCCGCGCUGGCGCCGCGCCUGCUGCACACCAUCCCGUCGGCCGCCGAGCCCGACCUCCCGCCGGACGACGCCGCGCCGCGCUGACCGCGCCCGACCCCGCCCUCUGCCCGUUUCGAAGACUGAAUCCCCGAUGUCCGUCGUCGAAUUUGACGUUCGACGACGUCCCACCUCCGUAAGACGAGUCGAGUCUGAGAGUCGGCCUCGCCCCGCUCGCCGCCGCCCCGGAGUGUCUUAUGUAGCCGUCCAUUAGCCCCGCCCCGC
Molecule: messenger RNA, 3048 nt
Organism: Achroia grisella
Lineage: Eukaryota; Metazoa; Arthropoda; Insecta; Lepidoptera; Pyralidae
Gene: rk
Product: follicle-stimulating hormone receptor
Exons: 13
Coding region: 1-2871 (956 amino acids)
Biological process (GO): G protein-coupled receptor signaling pathway
Cellular component (GO): membrane
Molecular function (GO): protein binding; G protein-coupled receptor activity; protein-hormone receptor activity
Source: RefSeq, a predicted model, not a curated record